AUGGCAUCACGAAUCGAGCAUCUUGCCCAGCCGAAACCCAACCUACUCAAAUUCCCUGACAGGCGGUCUGUAUACUGGUUGGAUGAACUUCCAGCAAAAUCAAAGCGCUCCACCACUGCAUUUGAGCUCACAUCACGUUGGUCCCAGCUGUCAGAGAGGAAAAAGAUUAUUACUCACUAUGAGGACAACAGAGAGUCUCCUGAAUGGAAGGUGAGCACAGCUGCAUUGAAGGCUCAUCCCUCUGAAAGAGUGUGUUCACUCGCUCAACCCCGUCCACCUGCAGCUGGCUGGCAGCCUGAUCGCCCCCUGUUGUCCACAUUUGGUAUGGGAGUGAGAACUAAGGCUAAAGCGAGUCCCCGGAUCUGCCAGCUUGCUCAUCCAAAAAAGACAAGAAUGGCAUUGGCUCCAUCAUUCAACAGCACUAAUAGCAAUUUGACACUUCCUCCACAAGCCAAGCCUUCUUCUCGUAUACAUCUCCUGGCCAUUCCUAAAAAGGAGCAUCCUCAUUACCGUCCAGAUCGACCUGUGAGCUCACACGUGCCAAAGUCCGUCCUGGAGGCUGGAGCCAGUGAGAGGCUGCAGGUGCUGGCCAGACCAAAGCCGCGCAAACCUCUUAUUGAGGGAUUCGACCCCUAUAAAGUGAGCUCAGCUGCUCGUGCUGCUACUGCAUCCCCAAGAGUACAGGAACUAUCACUGCCCGUGGCACGCAGAUGCAGGACGAAAUCAGUCCAAGACUAA
Molecule: messenger RNA, 738 nt
Organism: Neoarius graeffei (lesser salmon catfish)
Lineage: Eukaryota; Metazoa; Chordata; Actinopteri; Siluriformes; Ariidae
Gene: spmap2
Product: sperm microtubule associated protein 2
Exons: 6
Coding region: 1-738 (245 amino acids)
Biological process (GO): spermatogenesis
Source: RefSeq, a predicted model, not a curated record